UUACAAAAUAUAUCAAAUAUCAAUUUCAAAGAUUUCUUCCUAAAAAAAAAAGCAAUGAAUCCAACUACUGUUGUCGCUAAACCAUCUACCAUUUCUGCCGGAACUACAGAAAUCCCAAGUAAAGAUGGUACAGGAGCUUGUUCUAUCAUGUAA
Molecule: messenger RNA, 153 nt
Organism: Funneliformis geosporum
Lineage: Eukaryota; Fungi; Glomeromycota; Glomeromycetes; Glomerales; Glomeraceae
Source: the annotation of a GenBank genome assembly